Vanderwaltozyma polyspora DSM 70294 is the source of this 1908-nucleotide messenger RNA. It is a transcript of the gene UTP5, whose product is annotated as Utp5p. The record is from RefSeq and is a predicted model, not a curated record. Bases 1 to 1908 code for a protein of 635 amino acids. NCBI's taxonomy places the organism in Eukaryota, Fungi, Ascomycota, Saccharomycetes, Saccharomycetales, Saccharomycetaceae. The transcript has a single exon. Gene Ontology annotation, molecular function: protein binding. Gene Ontology annotation, biological process: maturation of SSU-rRNA from tricistronic rRNA transcript (SSU-rRNA, 5.8S rRNA, LSU-rRNA). Gene Ontology annotation, cellular component: nucleolus.
AUGUCAGUUCAAGAAUCGCCAGUAAUUCUAUCUAAAUAUGAUCCUCAGGGUCAACAUUUGGCAUAUGUCACCAUUGCAUUAGACAAACAACGUAUUGCAGUUGAAUCUACUGUAGAUAAUGGAGGAAUCAAUAGUGAGAACGAUAUAUUUUUUUAUUUGGAUGAUUCCAAUUUAAGAGUUACAUGUAUGGAAUGGAAUUAUAUUUCUUCAACUGAAACUUUGUGUGUCUUCAUUGGUUUGAAUAACGGUGAAAUUUGGGUUUAUUCGCCGCUAUCAAACGAAGUUAUUUACAAGUUAAGUACCGGAAAUCCAUAUGAAAUUAAAGAUUUGGAUAUCUAUAACUCAGAACUUUGGUCUAUCGAUAAUAACGAUACUAUUUAUCAAUUUUCGUUAGAUGAAUUUAAACUUAAACAACAUUUCAAAAUCGAAUCUUGUGUUCAGUUAAAUAAAGUCCAUGUUGUUCCAAAUAAAAAUAAUCAAUUAUUAGUUGCAUCGCAUUCUAUAUCUCUUAUAGAUACACAAAAAAAAGAAGUUGUUAUUACUUAUCCAGGUCAUAUUACUCCAGUAAGCAUUUUAAAAUCCAUUUCCGAUGAUUUUUUCAUCUCUGGUGCCAUUAACGAUCGUUUCUUAAAUGUAUACGACAUUAACUCCGGAUUGACUAAGACAGUUUUAGUCUCUCAAUCCAACGUCAAUACAUUUUCUAACUCUAGCCAAGAUGUCAUUGCUGUUACUACAGAAGAUGGGAAAAUUGAAAUUUUUGAAGAUCCGCUAGUUACGAAUACCAAUAAAAAGAGAGGAAACAAGUCUAAAAGAUCUUCUAAAACCAUCGAUGCAAUUUCUGAACAAUCGAAUAAAAUAGCAGUAAUAAAUAUCAACAUUAAAAACGACAUUCUAAAUCUAACCUGGUUAAGAAAUGCCACCAUACCAAGUUUUUCAACAAUACAAUGGAGAACUCUUCCAUCGGAGUAUACAUAUGAAAUCAAUUUAGGCAUUGGAACUUCUUCAGGAUCCAAAUCUAAUUCAUUAUACGGGGUAGAUUUGGCAUCAGCUAAAAAUUAUGCCGAGGGUAAUGCCCAAGUUACUUCUGGUGAUAACUUCAAGCAUGUUGCCAAUAUAAUUAGCCAAUUGGAAAAAGAAGCAGAAGAAAAAGCAAAAGAAGAUGGAGAAGCUGCUACUGAAACUUUAGCAGAUAAAGUUUCAGCUCUUUCAGUAUCACGCCUGAGCGGUAAAAAAGCUAGAGAUUCUAAAGGCUCAGGUAUGACAACUGGUACUUUUACUGUAGUAUUGUCUCAAGCCUUACAAGCCAAUGACCAUUCAUUAUUAGAGACUGUAUUGAAUAAUCGUGACGCCAAAGUAAUCAAGGAUACUAUAAUAAGGUUGAAACCAACUUUAGCUGUAAUUUUAUUAGAAAGACUGGCUGAAAGAAUUGCAAGACAAACACAUAGACAAGAAGCAUUGAAUGUGUGGGUUAAAUGGUGUUUAAUAGUACACGGAGGGUAUCUAGUGACAGUUCCAAAUCUAAUGUCGACAUUAUCAUCAUUGCAUUCUACAUUAAAGAAACGUUCGGACUUACUUCCUAGAUUACUGACACUAGAGUGUAAAUUAGAAGCUGCAUUGAGUACUAUGGAGACCAAAAAAGCAGGUACUAUAGAAGAAGCAAGAUUAGAUGAUGUUGCAACUUUAGUAGAUGAAGAUGAGGAAUUUGUAGAGUACAACGAAGAAUUAGACGAUGCUGGAUUAAUUGAGGAUGGUGAAGAAGAUUAUGACAGUGAAAGUGAUAUCGAUGAAGAUGUUGAAUACGAUGAAAGGGGUCAUUCAGGUUCCAAAUCUAACCACAUCGAUCACGACCACAGUGACAGCGAAGAAGAAGAAGAAGAGGAAGAAGGUUACAGUGACAUAGAAAUGUAG